Molecule: messenger RNA, 1357 nt
Organism: Syngnathoides biaculeatus (alligator pipefish)
Lineage: Eukaryota; Metazoa; Chordata; Actinopteri; Syngnathiformes; Syngnathidae
Gene: phyhiplb
Product: phytanoyl-CoA 2-hydroxylase interacting protein-like b
Exons: 5
Coding region: 209-1357 (382 amino acids)
Cellular component (GO): cytoplasm
Molecular function (GO): protein binding
Source: RefSeq, a predicted model, not a curated record
AUAUCGAGAGAGAGAAAGGGAGUCGAUUUCUUUCUACUCCACCGUCCCCCCCCCCCCCCUCCUCCUCCUCCUCCUCUUCCUCCUCCUCCUCUUCCUCCUCCUCCACGUCCACCAGUGGACCAGCGAGCGGACCACACCGCCGGCCAUCGAGGAGCACAGCGGCAGCUUCGGGCGUCAUCGUUUUGUGACAUCGGCAUCACCCACCGAGAUGGAGGCACCGGGCUUGCAGGCGCGCAGCAUCAGCAGUCCGCUGAGCCCCUGCGAGGGGAUGAUCAAGGACCUGAGCCUGGACGCCAUACAGCUCUGUGAGCGAGACGGAAGUAAAUCCCAGGACGGCGCCCUCUCCGACAUGGAGGAGCUGCCCGUCCCGCGGAGCAUCAAGAUCAGCAACAUCACCUGCGACUCCUUCAAGAUCUGCUGGGACAUGGAGCAGCGCGGCAAAGAGCGCAUCACGCACUACUUCAUUGACCUCAACAAGAAGGAGAACAAAAACUCCAACAAGUUCAAACACAAGGACGUGCCGACCAAGCUGGUGGCCAAGGCGGUGCCCCUGCCCAUGACGGUGCGGGGCCACUGGUUCCUCAGCCCCCGCACCGAGUACACGGUGGCAGUGCAGACGGCGUCCAAGCAGACCGACGGCGACUACGCCGUGUCGGAGUGGAGCGAAAUCGUCGAGUUUUGCACCGCCGAUUAUUCCACAGUGCAUCUCAACCAGCUGCUGGCCAAGGCCGAAGCGAUUUCCGGCCGGAUGCUGCGUUUCUCCGUCUUCUACCGCAACCAGAAUAAGGAAUACUUCGACCACGCCAGGGAGGAGCAAGGCAACCGGAUGCUUCCGUCGGUGAAGGACAACAGCGGCAGCCACGGCUCCCCCAUCAGCGGCAAGCUGGAGGGUCUUUUCUUCAGCUGCAACACGGAGUUCAACACGGGAAAGACCCCGCAGGACUCCCCGUACGGCCGCUACCGCUUCGAGGUCCGGGCCGACGCCCUGUUCAACCCCGACACCAACCUCUACUUCGGGGACUUCUACUGCAUGUACACGGCCUACCACUACGUCAUCCUGGUCCUGGCCCCCAAGGGAUCCCGGGGGGACGACUUCUGCAAGCAGAGGCUGCCCGCCCUCGACAUCGCCGACAACCGCUUCCUCACGUGCCAGCGGGUGGAAGGCGCGGGCGAGGGCGGCGGCCUGGUGUUCCGCCACGCCCAGGACGUCAUCCUGGAGGUCAUCUACACGGAGCCCGUGGACCUGGCGCUGGGCACGGUGGCCGAGAUCAGCGGGCACCAGCUCAUGAGUCUCUCCACCGUCAACGCCAAGAAGGACCCCAGCUGCAAGACCUGCAACAUCAGCGUGGGACGCUAG